Molecule: messenger RNA, 2146 nt
Organism: Onychomys torridus (southern grasshopper mouse)
Lineage: Eukaryota; Metazoa; Chordata; Mammalia; Rodentia; Cricetidae
Gene: Adgre3
Product: adhesion G protein-coupled receptor E3
Exons: 17
Coding region: 1-2127 (708 amino acids)
Biological process (GO): cell surface receptor signaling pathway; adenylate cyclase-activating G protein-coupled receptor signaling pathway
Cellular component (GO): membrane
Molecular function (GO): G protein-coupled receptor activity; calcium ion binding
Source: RefSeq, a predicted model, not a curated record
AUGGUGGCAACUGGAGAUAUGGGAAUCAGGUACCUGCUGCAUGCCACAGCUCUUGGUGUCCUGCUUGUCUGGUCAAUAUUACAACUGAAGAAUACUUCAGCAUCCUGCCCUCAAUGUAAUGAAAAUGCCUCCUGCUACAACAGCACUCAUUGUAUUUGUAAAGAUGGAUUCUGGGCAGGACCUGAUAAUAGCGUAAUUAUUGAGCCCCAUGUGAAAUGUGAAGAUAUUAAUGAGUGUCUAUUGGAGGUGCUGGUGUGCAAGGAUGUGUCAUAUUGUAAAAAUAAAGUUGGAACUUACGUAUGCAGCUGUAUAGUACAAUACCCUAUCUUCAACUGGGUAGCUGGCAUUAUUGAUAUUGAUAAUCCUGAUUGUUAUGAUUGGUGGCCAUUCCUACAGUGGCUUCAUGGACUCCAGUCAUCAAUGAUGCCUGCCACUACAUACCAAGUAGAAGAUGGCCACUCUGUGAUUCCUUCCACGGACACUCCACUCUCAGACAGCUUACCCUCAGUUGCAUAUCCUACCUUCAAUCACAGGGAGCAUGCCACCACCACUACAGCAAGAAGGCAUAUCAGGCCUUACUAUUUGAGGAAAGUGAACAAUGGGAAGAAAAUAGGAACACAAGCAGAUAUUUGGGGAGAAUGGAGUGAAACUCAAUCCAAAGAGAACUUUGCAAAGAAAGCUACCACAGUACUUCACCAAGUGGAACGCCACAUAUUGAAUGACUACUCAGGUGUACCAACGAAGGGUGAAAAUUCUACACUGGGUAUAGUGUAUGAAACGAAGAGGUGCAACAAUAUGACUCUUCUGGAAGCUGGAAAUAACACGAUGAAGAUCGACUGCACUAGUGCUCUCAAAGAAAACAAGAGUAGAGAUGAGACUGCAGUUGCUCUUAUUGCAUAUCAGUCCCUUGGGAAGUUUCUAAAUGGAUCCUUUUUUAGUAACAAAGAAGGAAUGCAGAAAGUGAAAUUGAACUCUCUUAUUGUGAGUGGUGCCAUUCGUUCAGAAGUCAAACCUGUCCUGUCUGAACCUGUACUCCUGACUUUACAAAAUAUUCAGCCCAUUGAUCCAAGAGCAGAACAUCUCUGUGUCCAUUGGGAAGGAUCAGAGGAAGGGGGCAGCUGGUCCACGAAGAGCUGUUCUCACAUGUACACCAAUGACUCCUAUACCAUUUGCAAGUGUUUCCACCUGUCCAGCUUUGCUGUGCUCAUGGCUUUCUCCCUUGAGGAAGACUCGUUGCUUUCUGCACUCUCUGUGAUCACCUACGUGGGACUGAGUCUUUCUCUAUUGUGCCUAUUCCUAGCAGCUGUCACCUUUCUUCUGUGCCAGCCCAUCCAGAAUACCAGCACUACACUCCACCUACAGCUCUCCAUCUGCCUCUUCCUGGCUGAUCUCCUCUUCCUCACAGGCAUCAACAGAACUGAGCCUAAGGUGCUGUGCUCCCUCAUUGCAGGAAUGUUGCACUACCUCUACUUGGCUUCAUUCAUGUGGAUGUUUCUGGAAGGGCUACACCUUUUUCUCACUGUGAGGAAUCUUAAAGUGGCCAACUACAGCAGCUCGGGAAGAUUCAAGAAGAGGUUCAUGUACCCUGUAGGCUAUGGAAUCCCUGCCUUUAUUGUUACCGUGUCUGCGAUAGCUGGCCACAAAAAUUAUGGAACACACACCCACUGCUGGCUCAGCAUUCAUAGAGCAUUCAUCUGGAGCUUCUUGGGUCCAGUAGCAGCCAUUAUCUUGAUAAACCUGGUGUUCUACUUUCAAACUAUAUGGAUUUUGAGAAGCAAAAUUUCUUCCCUCAAUAAAGAAGUUUCUACUCUUCAGGACACCAAGAUGAUGACAUUUAAAGCCAUUGUUCAUCUAUUUGUAUUGGGAUGUUCUUGGGGCAUUGGCUUAUUUAUGGUCAUUGAAUUUGGGAAGACAGUGAAAUUAAUCAUUGCCUAUCUAUUCACCAUCAUCAAUGUCCUACAGGGGGUUUUGAUAUUUGUGAUACACUGUCUGCUUAAUCGCCAGGUCCGAAUGGAAUAUAAGAAGUGGUUUUAUAAGAUGCAGAAAGGGGCAGAAAAUGAAAGCACUGAGAUGUCUUAUUCUACUACUCAUACCAAAAUGGAUGAAGCUGGAAGUCAGCAUAACUGACUCACUGAGAGUGCUCACA